Messenger RNA from Chiloscyllium plagiosum (whitespotted bambooshark), 1523 nucleotides. The record is from RefSeq and is a predicted model, not a curated record. NCBI's taxonomy places the organism in Eukaryota, Metazoa, Chordata, Chondrichthyes, Orectolobiformes, Hemiscylliidae.
AUGUUCUUCAUUACAGCAUUGGUCUUGUUGGCAUGCCUGGAACUGGGCUCUGCCUACAGACUGGUUUGUUACUUUACAAACUGGGCUCAAUACAGACCAGGAGCGGGGAAGUACAUGCCAGAGAACAUAGAUCCUUGCUUGUGCACACAUCUGAUCUACGCUUUCGCUGGAAUGAAGGAUAAUCAAAUCACCACCUUUGAAUGGAAUGAUGUGACUCUCUACCACACUUUCAAUGGCCUUAAAAACAAAAAUGGAAACCUUAAGACACUCCUGUCCAUUGGAGGAUGGAACUUUGGAACCCAGAAAUUCACUGCCAUGGUUUCCUCAUCAGGAACUCGCCAAGUUUUCAUUAAGUCUGUGAUUAGCUUCCUGCGUGGUUAUGGGUUUGAUGGUUUGGAUAUUGAUUGGGAAUAUCCUGGAUCAAGAGGCAGCCCCCCACAAGACAAACGUCGCUACACUCUGUUACUGCAGGAACUGAUGGCAGCCUUUGAAGCUGAGGGAAAAAGCACAGGAAGACCAAGACUGCUGCUCUCUGCUGCAGUUGCUGGUGGGAAGAGUAACAUUGAUCCUGGCUAUGAAAUUGCUCAGGUUGGACAAGUUACUGACUUUUUAAAUGUGAUGACGUAUGAUUUCUUUGGGCCCUGGAGUCAUUUCACUGGAGAAAAUAGCCCUCUUUAUCCUCUCCCAAAUUCCCAAAGUGCUCUCAACUUGGAGUUAAAUGUGAACUAUGCAAUGAAUUAUUGGAAAGACAAUGGAGCACCUGCAGAGAAACUGAAUGUUGGAUUCCCUACAUAUGGCCACACCUUCAGACUGACCUCAUCUGACACUGGAGUUGGAGCCCCAGCAUCAGGUGCUGGACCAGCUGGGCAGUACACCAGACAAGCUGGAUUCUUGGCAUAUUAUGAGAUCUGUACAUUUUUGAAAAGUGCCACUAUGAAAUGGAAUGCCCCACAGAUGGUUCCAUAUGCAUAUAAAGAAAAUGAAUGGCUUGGAUAUGACAAUGUGAAGAGUUUUGGAAAGAAGGUUGAAUGGCUGAGAAACAAUAAUUAUGGAGGAGCUAUGGUCUGGGAUCUUGCUCUGGAUGACUUUUCUGGUGCUUUCUGCAACCAGGGACCUUAUCCUCUCAUCAACACCCUGCACACAGGGCUUGGAAUCUCUGCGGGUAAUUGUCAGGCACUGCGACCAGCUGUUUCUCCUGUGCAGGCUCCCAAUGGUAGUGGCAGCGGUGGAAGUGGAUUCUGUGUUGGCAAAGCUAAUGGUGUCUAUGCUGAUUCAAAAGCCAAGAACAAAUUUUACCAGUGUGUGAAUGGAGUGACCUACCUGAAGCACUGUGCUACUAGUCUAGUCUUUGACCCUUCCUGUGACUGUUGCAGCUGGGCAUAAGUAGAAGGUCUGCAAUCAAACUUCAUUGGGCACAAAUGCAGCUUCAACUAUUCUUCAAUGUAAUUACCGAAGUGAAGUUAAUUUUCGGAUAAAGACCAUUAUGAAUUUGUCUCAGAUCAAGAUUUGAAUGGCAGCUGAAA